UCAUCAGUAUUAGUUGUGUGUUUGUCCCUGAUGUGUUGACUGAAUGCACUGAUUGAACACGGUUUUCUCUCCAUGUUUGUGGAUCAGGAUCUGACAACUCUGACUUCCAUCCCAUGGACCUGCUGUCUGGCGGCAUCACUGAGUACCGGUUUGGAAGCUUCAAGUAUCGGGGCGUCUUUUGUGACGUGGCUCAGUGCACACGGCUGGAUACCGAACACCCGGUAUUGGUCAAGAUCUUGAAGAAGACGGCCACAGACUCCCAGCAGCCCAACAGAGAGCUGGACGUUCUGAAGAGGAUCCGAGGACUUGACCCCCUCCACAUUGUCAGGUUCCUUGAUGACUUUGACUGCAAAGGGCAAACUUGUCUAGUUUUUGAAACGCUGGACAAGAGCCUUCACAAGCUGUUGAGGGAGAGACGUGGAGAACCUCUGUCACUUGGGGAAAUCAGACCCAUUACACAGCAGGUACGUGGAUUUGAUGAUUCCAUCACCAAACAAUGUCUACUGAUUUACAGAACAUAUCAAGCCAACAUAUAACCAACAUCUGAACAACCAGAUUCAAUCUUUGUUUCUUCUUCUGGUCCUGCAGCUGCUCUCAGCUCUCUGCACUCUGAAGACUGCUGGCAUCGUUCA
Acanthochromis polyacanthus (spiny chromis) is the source of this 632-nucleotide messenger RNA. Its product is annotated as homeodomain-interacting protein kinase 4-like. The coding region runs from base 114 to 536 and encodes 140 amino acids. The record is from RefSeq and is a predicted model, not a curated record. Gene Ontology annotation, cellular component: nucleus; cytoplasm; PML body. Lineage: Eukaryota; Metazoa; Chordata; Actinopteri; Pomacentridae. The transcript has 2 exons. Gene Ontology annotation, molecular function: transcription coactivator activity; transcription corepressor activity; SMAD binding. Gene Ontology annotation, biological process: positive regulation of transcription by RNA polymerase II; peptidyl-threonine phosphorylation; peptidyl-serine phosphorylation.